Molecule: messenger RNA, 1721 nt
Organism: Athene cunicularia (burrowing owl)
Lineage: Eukaryota; Metazoa; Chordata; Aves; Strigiformes; Strigidae
Gene: TEX9
Product: testis expressed 9
Source: RefSeq, a predicted model, not a curated record
GGGGGCUCCUCCGAGCCUUCCAAAACACAGACGGGAAGCCAGAGGGGCCGCCUAAGUCGCCGAGUCAUUAAAACGCCUUCGGCAGAAAUCCUUCAACUACGCACAGACCUUCUACUUCCAGACAGCUAAGUCCUCCUGAUUUCCCCCGUGCAAAUCUCUUCCUUAGAAUCAUCCUCAGCCCGUGGCACUGGGGGUACACAACUGUAUCACUCUUGCUAUGUAGAUGCCCCGCUACCUACAGGGGCGCGGAACGGCGGGGCCGUGUCGGACGGAGGGGCAGCAUCUGCUGGAAACUUGGGUGAGGAAACCAGAGUGAAUGAGCAGGCGACGGAAUGCAGAAUUAGAAGCAAAAACAAAAAAACUGGUGCGUCAGGCUGAAGAAGUAAUGAAACGCCAACAGGAGAUACUGUCUAGACCAGUUUCGGUACCGAGUAAGUCAUGUGAAGACGACAGACAGAGAGAUCCACUCUGUCCUGAAGUUUCACCUCUUACACGCUCCCACACCAAGCUAGCAAACAAGAAGCAAUGUGCUUCCAUGACCAUGGCUCACAACAAAAGGAAGGGAAAGAGAACAACUUCAAGUUCAAAAAUAAGAAACCUGGAAGUACAAAGUGGUGAUGAUGUUGCAGUACUGGAGGAUUGCACAGAUUUUUCUUUAGCAAAAACGAUAAGCAAAAUUGAAGAAAAACUAGAGAAAGGAAGCUUACCAGAUUGUCUAGAUGAUGAUAUUAUUCCAAGCGUUGGAAAUGAAAUUGGAGCAGAAGCUCAAAUCCGGUUUCUUAAGGCACAGUUACGUGUUAUGCAGGAAGAGCUGGAUAGUGUAGUGUGUGAAUGCAGGAAAAAGGAUGAUGAAAAUCAGAAUUUAAAGUCUAAGCUUAAAGAUACUGAAGAAGAAAACACCAGACUGCAACGAACAAUCCGUCUGCAACAUUCUCAGACUGAAAAGUACAAAAUGUUGUCACAAGAAGCAAACAGCAGAAGUGAAGGGUUACAACAAGAGGUCAUUGCACUGGGAAAGGAAUUGGAGAAUCUAAAGCGUGUACAAAACCAGGCUGCAACCAGUCAGAGUGCAGUAAAGGUUCGCUUAAACAGGGCCCUGGAAGAAGCAGAAAGGUGUAAAGUGGAGCUGAACAGACUGAAGCAAAGCAACAAGGAUGUAGCUAAACAAGAACUCAAAACAAUUGAAGAAUUAAAAACAGAAAACAAGAAACUGCAGAAACAAAAAGGAGAACUAAUGACAGGCUUUAAAAAGCAGUUGAAGUUAAUUGAUAUUUUAAAGAGACAGAAGAUGCACAUUGAAGCUGCGAGGAUGCUUUCUUUUACUGAAGAGGAAUUCAUGAAAGCUCUUGAGUGGGGAAAUUACUGAUUCCAUUAAAAAGCAGCUUCUGUUUGAAAUACAAGUCAGACGGACCAUGACUGUGGCACCGUGUAUGAACGCUUUUUAAUAGUUAAUAACUCGAUAGGCCAAGUGAAGUGAUUUUGUUGAUUUUGCUUAUGUUUAAAUUGUUUAACUUUUAUAAGCCUGAGAGCUUGUGUUGUAAUAUUGUAUGAAAUACAAAUUUCUACUGAAGUUUCAGUAAUGAGCAGAGAAGCAGCGACUGUGCAAGGAAUACUCCAACAAGUUACCAGUCUGCUCUGUUUCAGCGUUGAACACUACACCUAAAGCAAUGUUCAGCCCCAAGAAGCCAGGGUUUAGUGUCCCCUAGAGACUAACGGCUGGC